Messenger RNA from Branchiostoma belcheri (Belcher's lancelet), 255 nucleotides. Its product is annotated as Sjoegren syndrome/scleroderma autoantigen 1-like. The transcript has 4 exons. Bases 1 to 255 code for a protein of 84 amino acids. The record is from RefSeq and is a predicted model, not a curated record. NCBI's taxonomy places the organism in Eukaryota, Metazoa, Chordata, Leptocardii, Amphioxiformes, Branchiostomatidae.
AUGCAAUACCCAGAUGAUUAUGAUUGGCAGCCGCCAUCCGAGGCUGACCUGAAGGUGAUUGAGGCACGUCGGGAGCGGAAUGACCAGAUCAGCAAGCGGAUGGGAGACUACCUACUGAAGGGGUGGAAGAUGCUGGGUACUAACUGUGAGGAGUGUGGGUGUAUUCUGCUGAGGGACAAGCAGGGAGCUGACUACUGUGUGGCCUGUAAUGAACUUGAAUCUGAUCAUGACAAGGAUAAUCCAGCAAUUUCAUAG